AUGGCUUUUCUAAUCAGCUGUCUUCUCAUCUUCACUGGACUCACAGUUAAGACAAACCAACAGAAUUCAGCAAAGUUUUCUAUCUCUGAUGACAAAAAGCAAAGAGUCUUCACUGUGUCGAUCAAAGAUCUGACCCGUACAGAUGCGGGUUAUUACUGGUGUAAUGUGGAGAAGAAUAGAGGAGGAGAUGAUGGGGCACGUUUUUACCUGUCUGUCACCGAUCAUCCUAAACUGUCUGUGGAUAAUCAGAAUAUUACAGCCUAUGAAGGAGAUAACGUCACCAUCAAGUGCUUCAGUCAUUACUCUGGAGGAAAGAAGUGGUGUCAGCUGGUUGGCUCCUGUGUGACGAGCUCAUCUGGAUGGAUAGGUAGAACAAGAGUGACCAUCACUGCGAUGUCCAGUGAGUUAUUCAGUGUGACUAUGAGUGGACUGAGCAUCAAGAGCAGCGGCUGGUAUCUGUGUGCUAAGGGAGACAUACAGAUGCCAGUUCAUAUAAAUGUCACUGAAAGACCUACAACCAACCCAACAUCUACACCUCCAAACAGACAACACAGUCCUGCUCUGGAGAAGUCCCUUGUCCCUCUGAGUUUGUUGAUCUUCAUCAUGAUAGUGACUCUGGUCACCUGGUUCCUCUUAAAAAGACAAAAAAAAGCCGAAGCAGAAUCAGCAGCAGCAACGACUGAAGAGGAAAUAACAUACAGUACUGUAACAAUGAGGAGUAAACCCACAAGACAAAUCGAGGCAGAUGCCGACGUGACAUACAGCUCUGUGGUUAUAUCAGGCAAAACCAAAGGUUGAAGUAAAUUUUGAUGACAAACCACAAGGAGUCAGAGAGAAAUUUUGAAUGUCCUUGUAAGGGUUUUACAGAAAUGAAUUUUUAAAAAUAUUUUUUUAAAGUGCAAUUUAAGUAUUCCUAAACUUUUCACCCCAAACACAGUCUCAGUCAGUCUCUCCUGACUAAUGUGUGGACUCACAGAUUCUCUGCUCCAUGAAUUCUGGGAUUGCAGUAAAAUCAGAAGAUUUGGUAGAGAAUUGGCUAUUAGAGGUUUUA
Molecule: messenger RNA, 1051 nt
Organism: Cheilinus undulatus (humphead wrasse)
Lineage: Eukaryota; Metazoa; Chordata; Actinopteri; Labriformes; Labridae
Exons: 9
Coding region: 1-798 (265 amino acids)
Source: RefSeq, a predicted model, not a curated record